This is a messenger RNA of Oikopleura dioica, 1950 nucleotides long. NCBI's taxonomy places the organism in Eukaryota, Metazoa, Chordata, Appendicularia, Copelata, Oikopleuridae. The record is from the annotation of a GenBank genome assembly.
AUGAACGAUGUGUUGCGGAAUACACUCGAUGCGCUCUCUCGAUCGACAUCUAGCGGCGAGGAUCGAUGGGAACGAAUAAGAAGUCAGGAGGAAUCAAACGAAAUAAAAAGAAAAGAGCAGAAAAUUUCCGCCGCUGCUGGGCCAAUCAAAAAGGAUGAAAAGAAAAAGUCAAAGAAGGUGAAAGAAUCAGAAAACAGAGUUAUCGAAAUUUCUGGUUCCGAUAAAUCCGCGUCUGAAAAAUCACGCUCAAAGAAAAGUCAAAAGUCGAAGUCGAAAGAUUCAAGCUCCAAAUCAGCCAAAACUACUCAAGCCACUGGUGAAAAGGCCAUCAAACCAAAGCAAGAGCUAAAGCCAACCAGAACAAUCACAGUUGCGCAACCACCGGCAAAGCCGCAACCGCUUAGCCGGAAACCCGUAAAUAACAGCUUAGACAGUCUUUCGACUAUACCCAGCUCCUAUCAAGUCCCUCCGUCAUCGCAUGAACCAGAACCAGUCCAAGCUCUAAAAGUUGUAGCCAAGCCUAAAUUGAAUGCUACACAAUUAGCUCAAAGAAAAGAUGCAGAUGAGCGAGCGUUUAUGGCGAAACUGCAAGCGCGAAAAAACGCCACCGAACCUGGAAACACUGACGCCGUCAAUUUCAAGCCCCGAACAGAAAUCGAGCACGCCGCUGUCCUCGAAGUAGCAGGAAAGCUCAAGCCGAAACCACGCGCUACCAGCGUCCCGCGAAAAAUCGAAGUAGCUCCGGUCAAACCGAAGCAAGCAAAACCUGAAGUCAUCAAAUCAACGCCAGUUGCGCCAGUAAAAAGCGAAAACGUCGUCUAUCAAAAUCCUGAAAAUCCAUUUGGGACGAAGGAAGUCUAUGUGCCGCCAAAGUGCUCUGUUACAGCAAUGGCAAAGAUAUUCGGUGCAAACGUCGGACUUGAGGAUCAAUCGGCGCCGGAGAGGUCCAAAUCUGAGGCGACACCGAUUUCCGACCAAGCAAAAUCUGCUCCUGCAAAAGUCUCCCCUCCUGAUUUGACAAAAAAUCUCAUUGGAAUCAAAAACAGCGGAAAUACAUGCUACAUCUCUGUCGCUCUCCAAUGCCUUUAUCAAAUAGAACCUCUUCGAGAAUUUCUUCUUUCGGGCGAGUACAAAAAACAUCUGAACGAAACUUCUCCCGCUGAUGGAGAAAUUGCGGAACUGACGGCAGAAAUCUUCGGAAAGAUGAAAAAUUUGGAAAAGAACAUCUCGGUGGAAGAUUUGAAAGAAGCAGUUGCUGAGUUUUCGGGAAUGUUUGAGGACGAUGAGCAGGAAGACGCGGAAGAGUUUCUGUUGACCCUCAUUGACGGACUUCACCUCGAUUUGGAGAAAUCAACCGGCUUUACCGAGUCAGAAAAUUCUCCAAAAACAUCAGAAGAAGCGUGGAAUCAAUACAUUUCUGAAGAAAACUCGUUCCUUACAUCUCUUUUUGUCGGUCAGGCGGAAUCAACGCUCACUUGUCUUUCUUGUCAAGAGUCAACGAAGAAUUGGGAGUCAUUUUGGAAUAUCUCGCUCCCGAUUUCUGGAAGCAGCUCGAUUGAAGAAUGCAUCGAGGAGUUUCAAAAGAGCGAGACGCUUUCUGACGAAGACCAGCCUUUCUGCGACGCUUGCCAGAAAAAAUGCGAUAUGACCAAGACCCUCAGAAUUUCGAGAAUACCGAAAGUUCUUCUUUUGCACCUCAAGCGAUUUUCGUCCAAAUCGAAAGACAGCUCCUUGAUAAAAUUCCCUGUUUCGUCCCCUCUCCUCCUUGACUCCUCAAAAUUCCAACUCUCCUCCGUCAUCAAUCACGAGGGCAAAUCUACCUCCAGUGGCCACUACGUCGCCUCAGUCAAAGACAAUGGAAGUUGGUUCUCAAUUUCGGACGAGAAGGUUUCAGCUCUAGAAUCGGUCCUGUCGGAAAAGGCUUAUGUUCUGUUUUAUACCACUUGUUGA